This is a messenger RNA of Solea solea (common sole), 2220 nucleotides long. It is a transcript of the gene ngfb, whose product is annotated as nerve growth factor b (beta polypeptide). Gene Ontology annotation, molecular function: nerve growth factor receptor binding; growth factor activity. The coding region runs from base 296 to 901 and encodes 201 amino acids. The record is from RefSeq and is a predicted model, not a curated record. The transcript is spliced from 3 exons. Gene Ontology annotation, biological process: nerve development; neuron projection morphogenesis; positive regulation of peptidyl-serine phosphorylation. NCBI's taxonomy places the organism in Eukaryota, Metazoa, Chordata, Actinopteri, Pleuronectiformes, Soleidae.
GACUGUUUGGGGUCAAAGAUUGCAAAGAUUUUUUUUUCUUUCCACCAUCUUCCUGGCAUUUUGUGGAAUUGGACACAAACUGGAAUAUAUUUCAGUCUUGCGUCAGUGGGGAGAACAGAGAGAGCUUUUGCAGAGAGCUGAGUAGCGAAGACAGAGGAGGGUAGAGGUACGCUGGAUGGGGGCCACAGCCGGGCCUGAUGGCAGGAGCCCAGAACACAGAGAGCUCUAAUCACGUCCUCUAGGGGCCUUCAGGGUGCUACAGUUCACGUGGAGACACUGAAAAGGUUGUGUGCCCAUGAGGUCGUCCAUGCUGGUCCUGCUCCUCUUCUUCAGUGCCCAGGCUGUGGCCUCCAUCAGAGGAGACUUGUGUACUGCUACGACGGCACAGCAGCAGGAUCCAGGUGACGACAUUAACUCCAUCCCCACAGUGGACCCCAAACUUUUCACAAAGCGCCACUACCUCUCACCCAGGGUGCUGUUCAGUGCUCAGCCCCCUGAUGCAGAGCCUUCAGCGUCACACGGUGCCAGUAGAAGGAACCGCAGACGGGCAGGACAACCUCAGCACCGCGGGGUGUACUCGGUGUGUGAAAGCAUCAGCGUCUGGGUUGGCAACAAAACCAAGGCCACGGACAUCUCAGGCAACGAGGUGACAGUUCUUCCAAAUGUGAAUAUCAACAAUGUCAACAAGAAGCAGUACUUCUUCGAGACUACGUGUCAUAGCACUCGUUCAGGCAGCUCAGGCUGUUUGGGAAUUGAUGCGCGACACUGGAACUCCUACUGCACCAACUCACACACUUUUGUACGAGCACUGACCACAUUCAAAAAUCUGGUGGCGUGGAGGCUCAUACGCAUCAAUGUGGCCUGUGUGUGUGUCCUCAGCCGCAAGUCAUGGCGGCAGUGAAAGACAUUAAACGCAUAUCUCACAAAAACAGCCUCACACACACUAUCUCAAAUGUCAGUAAAAUUGGAUUUGGAUAUUUUCCAGAGUUUGGUGUGCACAUAUGAAGAAUGCAACAGGAGAUUGUUUGGGUCACAAUGUUCACAACAGCAGGAGAAUUUCUGUAACAUUCAAGCAAAAAGGUUGGAGCCUAGGUUGAACAUGCUGGAGGCAAGACACUCACCCACUCACUCACUCACUGUGAUUUUUCCAGAGAUUUUCCUGUUUUAUUCCCUCAUCGGCUCACUUGGACGUUCUCCAGAAAUGUGACUCGAGGGCUGGCAGGAAACGUUCUGGAAAAAUUCCAAAGCAUUAUCUGUGGACAUCUGUGGACCCACAUACAGGCCCUGCGGAAAAUUUUAGGAAAAUGUCCAAACUUCAGUGCGUGUCAGAAAGCAGCUACACAGACAUACCCAGGUAGCUGUGACUCUCUCUGCAUAACUUAUCACCCAAGACUUCUCACUCUGCACACAGUAAAUUAUUGCUAUUUGUAUCAGGACUGCAUGUACUGUAUAUACACCAGACCUGGGUCAAAUAGUAUCUGCAGUUGGUUUGCAGCAAUUUGUUACCUAUUUACAACAAAUUGCAGGGAUGUUGGGAGUCUCGCUUAGCAAGAGAUUAUUUUAGCUGUAGUUUAUAAGUGAGCUAAAUUGAACCGGACUCUUUUCAAGCAAAUCUUUGAUGUGCUGUUGCCGUAGCACACACAUCAUAAUAAAAGUAGUUUUUAGUUUUUUCGAUGACAUGUUAUUGUGCAUUCACAAAAAGGGGGAAAGAAGUUUGUUUGUAAGUUUGACUGCAGAAUUAUUUGUGUUUACUUGUAAAGGGGGUAGGGUGCAGAUGUUCUGAAUAUCUGCACGGCACUGGGGUCUUUUUACACUGAUUCUGUCCGAUCUCAGCGCUGGCGGGCCUUCACCCACGUUGCACCAUGCAAAUUUUACAUUUGCAUCCAAAUAUUUCAAGUGAAGCAAGUGAAGCAAAUAAAGCAAACUUUGCAUCAUUGCGUGAUUCAUGUUGCCCAGCACGAGUGAUGCAAAAUUCAUGUCUACUUGCAUCUUUGCAUUUAGGGUGUGUUCACAUUACCCCGAUGAAAUGAUUCAUUUCUGAUUUAUCUAUGAAUGCAAGAAACUUCUGUCUGUCAAUCACAUAACUGUCAACAAACAGGUUGCUUUACAGGCUUUUAAACUGAAAAGGUGACAUACUAAGGGCACCAAUGUGUGCAGCACAGACACUGGCAUUGUUUGGAUAAGAAAUGCAAAGGAAUGGGUUCUAGCACUGCACAAGAU